GUCAAAGACUAUCAGAGAUAGGUUGUAACAGUUGACAUGACAAGUUGUUGGGGUCAGUGAGUGAUUGGGAAAUAUUUGAAAUUUUGAGUGUCAGAGAAGGAGGACGUGACUAGCAGUUUUAGGAUACUUGCAAUUAACAACCUGAAAUAAAGUCAACACAGACAUGGCAGGGACUAAAUCAGAAUCUCGUAACCUAACCAAUUCUAACAAACCCAGUGCAUUAUCCAAUGUUUACUUAUUUAUAUACAAUUUCAUUCAGGUUUUAGGAUGGUCUUAUCUAUUGUACCAGGUAACCCAGCAUUACAUGGCUGGAAAAUCUACAGAUACUCUUUGGACAGAAGUUAAACUCACCGUCCUUGUUUUUCAAAAUGCUGCAGUACUUGAGAUUUUGCACGUUGCUGUUGGCAUCGUAAAAUCCAACCUGAUGUUGACUAUAUUCCAAGUGUUCUCUCGUGUGAUGGUGGUCUGUGGUAUCCUGUUAGCAACCCCCACUGCUCCCCUCUCCAAUGGUUUGCCUCUCGCUCUUGUGGCGUGGUCAGUUACAGAAGUCAUACGCUACCUGUACUACGCACUCAACAUCGUCAGUCUUGUCCCUUACCUUCUUAUAUGGUGCAGGUACACAUUUUUCAUUGCACUUUAUCCCAUUGGAGUAACAGGAGAGCUCCUGUGUAUGUAUGCGGCACAGAAGUUUGUAGGUGAGACUCAGCUGUGGAGUCUCACAUUACCAAACAAAUGGAACUUUACAUUCAGCUAUCACUACUUCAUCAUUUACAUCAUGCUUCUCUACAUUCCAUUGUUUCCCCAACUAUACUUGCAUAUGUUCAGUCAGCGGAAAAAGAUUAUUGGUGGAACGACACAGAUUUCGAAGAAAAAAAGCUCUUAAAAGUUCAUAUUGGAGAUACAGAGCAAUACAUAGUGCAUGUUCAUAAUCAGGAAAUUGAUCGAAAUAACUUGAAAAAUACGUUAUUAAGCCUAUUUGUAAGUGACCUUGUGUGUCUGGAUUUACCAUCCAGUUUUAAGAAAAAUGUGUAAAAUAAUGUUUUAUAUAGAGCUCCUUUAACAAUGCCUAUGUAGAAAGUAUUGAGACUGUUAUGAUACAUUGUUCUUACUCUAUGAAUGCCAAUACUUAGAUUGGAGGGACGUCUGUGUGACUGAUAUCCGUUGUGCCAGAAUAUAGAGUUAUUUGAUGUGAGUACAACAUUAGGAAACAAGAUUGUUUAACAGAUUGUGCAAAAUUUAUCAACAUACACAGCAAAGUGAACAAUUAUUAGUUUUUUUUUUUUUUUAAGGAAAUAUCUUAGAAAUAAAACUGUGUCAUGUAAUAUGGACAAGAUAUAUUAUAAUUGCAUUUUAAUUUUUUUUAAGCAUCUUGGAAAAUGUGAAAAGCUAUUUACAUACAAAAGAUGAUGAACAGUUUUAUUCCAUAAAUAAAUUAAACAUAAUGGAUCAUUGUCAAUAAUGGUUUGGAUAAAUGUGUUAACAUUCCACUAUUAUUAACUUAAGCUAUUUGUUAUAGAAAAACUAAAUAUUCGUUAUAUACAAAGCUCAUUAUUUGCUACAUUUUAUUUUGUCAGUAGUUUAACACUAAUUUUGUUAGUAAUUUUUAAGAAAUAUAUAUUAAAGAAAUGAAUCAUUUCUUUUAAGUUAAACUAAUUUUACUAAUGUUAGGUUCUAGUGGUGUUAUAGUGUUAUUGUUAUGUAAUUAUAGAUGGUGUUGUUGUCUUUAUAAAUAUUUUUUUGUUAUAUGUGGGAAAUGAAUGAAAUAUACAUUUUUUAAAUUUUUA
Homalodisca vitripennis (glassy-winged sharpshooter) is the source of this 1784-nucleotide messenger RNA. It is a transcript of the gene Hacd1, whose product is annotated as very-long-chain (3R)-3-hydroxyacyl-CoA dehydratase 2. Lineage: Eukaryota; Metazoa; Arthropoda; Insecta; Hemiptera; Cicadellidae. The transcript has 5 exons. Bases 164 to 883 code for a protein of 239 amino acids. Gene Ontology annotation, biological process: fatty acid elongation; sphingolipid biosynthetic process; very long-chain fatty acid biosynthetic process. Gene Ontology annotation, cellular component: endoplasmic reticulum membrane. The record is from RefSeq and is a predicted model, not a curated record. Gene Ontology annotation, molecular function: 3-hydroxyacyl-CoA dehydratase activity.